Effrenium voratum is the source of this 414-nucleotide messenger RNA. Lineage: Eukaryota; Dinophyceae; Suessiales; Symbiodiniaceae. The record is from the annotation of a GenBank genome assembly.
GCUCAGCUCAGAGUUUUGCUAGGGACCUCAGCUGCAUAGUGGCCAUGGCAGUGAAGCUAUGGAUGGUCGUGGUGGGCACAGCAAUGGUGGCCCACGCGGGCAGCAUGAUCACGGCGGAGAAGCAUGCAGCCAUGGAAGAGUCGGAGGCGAUGCACGAAGACGCAACAGGCGUCACCUUCCAGGUCGUUGUAGAAGUCCUGUGCGGGGCGCUGCUGGCCUUGUGGGGCGGAAUCGGUGAGUUCAAGCCAAUUCGCAUGGGUGACUCAAAGAAGCCCAGAUGGGAGUCCCUGCACGAGCGGCCUGACUUCCACAGCUACCGCAGCAGGGCAAAGUUCAUGAGGACUUUGCUGACCAGCAUCGAGCCUCCACCCGGCCGUUGACCAACAUUGACCAACAGACCCUGCAUGCUAGGCA